AUGGCGAAAGGAUCACGUAGCAAGACCUCUGCUACGCCUGCUACACGAAAAAAGCAUGCGGCUGCGUCCGCUGCAAAGCGCGGUGAGGCAAGUGAGCCAAAGGCCCAGCCUGCUGCUCCCAAGCCGGGCAAGCCGAACGCGCCUGGCCAGCCGAAAAAGAAGCUCUCGAAAAAAGAGCGCAAGGCCCUUGCCAAGAAGAAGGCCUGGGUACCGCCGCCCAAGCCGCCCAAGCAGGCACCAUACCCCCUUGAUUCGAUGGGCUUGGCGAGCCUGCUGCCGCCUGACCUGGUCGUGCUUCUGCGCAAGGCACUCAAGAAGGAUAUUAUCACGCGCGUCCGAACCCUGGAAUCCCUGCUUGCGUGGAUCCAAGGCCGGCCUCAGCAGGCGCACGAGGCGCUGAGUGUCGAAGAGAGGUGCGAGGCCAUUGCGCUGAUGCUUCCGUGCUGGGUGUAUUUGUUCCCCCGCUUGGCACUCACGCCGUCGCAGCGGAUCCGCCAGCUCACGCUGCAAGUGCACGACGCCAUCUUGGCGUUUCCAAUGCCGCACCCCGAUGCGUCCUGUGUGCGUGAUGAGCUUUUGUCGUACACGCACAUGGCGUCCAUUCUUGGGUUCUGGGCCGUGCUCUCGCAUGAUACCAGUCGCACGGUCACACGACUGGGCAUGCAGGUGUGGAAGACGUAUGUCGCGUGGCAUGAGCCGAACGCGCAGCCGACGAAGCUGUCCUUGUACGAAUAUACGCAUGUGCUGGUGGAUCAUCUGCGUCCGAUCCUGCUGAGCCCUAUGCCGGCCGCCGCGCUGGCUCAGAUGACGCCGUCGCUCCAGAUCACGCCUGCGUCGGCGGACGGCACGGAGCUGCAGGCGAAGAAUCGUGACGAUGCGCAUGUGGACGAGAAUGCCGAGGAGGUCAAUGGCCGACUCGUGGCUGGCGCUCUGGCGGUGCUGCAUGGGCUGCUCGAGACAGCCGCGGAAGAGCUGAUGCCUGAGUUGGACGCGUUCUUUGAGUCCGCACAGCUUUGGUCCGCGCUGCUUUCUCGCGAGGCGCUGCGCGACGAUGACGAGCAAGCGCAUGGUGCGUCGUCGCCCGUCACGCGGCAACGUGCGUGGAGCCUCCUAGCGCUUCUUUGGCGUAUCGACGCGGCGUGUGUCGAUCGGCACAAGGACACGAUCCUGCCCCUGGUCAUGCAAGCGGCGUUGGCUGAGCGUGAUGUCGCGGUGAUGCAGGAUAUGCUGGCCGUGUGCCUGCCUCUGCUGCGUGCGUAUCCCAGCGCGUGGAUCGACGACGAGGACGAGAACUUGCUGCCGCAGUUCCAAGCGUGGGUCCAGGUCAUGGCGCCUCUGGUGCCGGCUGCGUGCUUCCCUGCGGUCAUUGUGUUCCUGUCGACGAUGCCGCCGGAACUUGUGCCGCACGCGUCGACGUCGCUGCCGAUGAUCAUGGAGCCGCUGCUGAGUCUCGCGCAAGUCCUGGCUCAGGGUAUGUCGCAUCCGCGCGCAUGGGAUGCGUACAUGCUCAUGGUGUGUGAGUGCUUGCGGUUCAUGGUGCGGCGCGUCGCGCCUGACACGGAGGAGACGCGCGCGUAUGUGGCAGAUGAGCUGCAGUGCAUGUACUCGACGAUGGUCCUGCCCUGCGACGCACUGCCUCUGCCUGAGCGCCUUCGCGUCAAGUCGGCGCGUGAGCUGGGCCGGUGCCUGGCUGCGCUGGGUGAUAGCGUGCCGGAGGGGACGCUCGCGAUGAUACACGCAUCGAUCGCGUCUAUCGAUGUGGCGCGCGACGGUCCGGCGCUGACUGCGCUGCUCGUCGAGAUGGCCAGCGCCGGUCGCGCCGAUGAUGCGCUGGCGCAUGCGCUGCUGCAGCGCCUUCUCGGCGCAUGGGAGCCGUCGUCAGUGGCGCUUCUCACGCAGCUGCUGGAGUCCGACCUGCGCACGCAUCUAACUUCCGGCGACUUGGCCGACAGUGCUCUGCUCGUGGCGACGCACCUGAUCCCGAGCGACCUGGCGUCCGAGGCGCCAGACAGCGUCGUGUCGUUCUACACGGCGUACUUGCGUGUGUGCGCGGCGCCUGAAGCUGUGUGGGAGGCCCUUUUCGGCGCGACGCUCGAGGCGCCGCGCACCGUGCUGCCUGUCCUCGUGCGUGUGGCGCGAGACGCAGCGCCGUUCGCGUCGGCUGACCGGGUGCGUGCAUGGCAGCACGACAUGAUACCCCGGCUCAUGGCGGAGCCGCGUGCGUGGCUCGCGCUCCUCGAUGCGCCGCCCGACACGCUCUUGAACCAGGAGACGAAGGACACGUUGAUUCGCACGCUGAUCCACACGGCGCAGCAUGUGGACGCGUCAGAGCAGCCGUCGUUCCUGCGCAUCCUAUGCACAUGGAUCGGCACGCGCCCUCACGAGCAUGCCCUGCAGGUCUGUGCUGACGCCGAGGCCGUCGCGCACCUCGUGCCCCUCGUGUGGCGCACGGGCUACCUGCGUGAUCAGCAGGCCUAUGCGCGCACGCUGUGGACCUACCUCACCGACGCCUCCGAGGCGCUGUAUCCGCAGGCCGUCGAGGUCCUGCAAACCGAGCUGCUGCAUGGCACGACGCCGCCGCGUCGAAUCGCGGCAGCGUCGCGCGCCUUGCCGCCGGCGUUGGCCUCUCAGGUGGGUCUUAGUGCCGAGCACCUCACGCACGCGAUGCAGGACGUGGCGGGCGCCGCGACGAGUCCGCUCGUGGCCGUGCACGACCCCAUCGUGCCGCUCGCGUCGACGGCGCCGCCUCUCGUUCCCGCACACAUGGCUCGGCUCCUGCGCUAUGCGGAGGCGUGCAUCGAUGUGCCGCACACGCUCAGCGUGGCGCAGACGCUGCCGCCGAUAGCCCUCGCUGCCAUGCUGCUCGAAGACGCCCUGGUGAUCGGUGAUAAGAUGGAGCAUGUCUUUACGUCGCCGCGUGACGCGCAGGCAUGCCUCGUGCGCCUCGUGCAUGCCGUGACGCGGCAGCUCUCGUCGCUCGCCGCGCAUGUCUCGGCGGACUGGCACACGAGCGCCGCGGCCGCGAUGCCCUCGUACGACGGCUGCGACGCGCUCACGGCGCUCCUGCACACGGUGUGGACGUACGCCGUGCGCACCGACGCUCUGUCGUACGCGCGUCUGUGGUCGCGCCUCCUGUCGGGUGUCCUGUCGCUGACGUCCGCAUCGUCGUCCGAGGCCGACGUAUGGGUCCGCGCCUGCCGCACCAAGUCGGCGCCGCUAGCGUGUGCCGUGCUGUGGGCGACGCGCACGCGCCCGACGGCCGCACAUGCACGCUGGCGUAACGAGCUGGCGGCGGAUCUCAGUGGCGUGCCGAGCGCACGCGCGAACACCGACGGCGUCCGGCUCCUGCACCUGCUGCAGUGCGCCGCGCCGCCGCAGGAGACAGGCGAGGCGCUCAUUCCAACGCAGCGUGCCAUCUUUGUGCUCCAGACGCUGCAGCGCUGGGUCACGAGCGACGAUGACCUCGACGAGACGGUGUUUGCGCUCCUCGCGACGCUGUUCACGCACGUCGCCCCCGUCGUCCAGAGCGUCGCGGGCCGGCACCUCGAUAUGAUGCUCGAUGUCGUGGAGGAGAAUAUCCAUGCCGUCGUACUCAGCGAGCCGGCCGGAUGGCCGACGCUCCUGAGCACGCUGAUGUUGCUCGACACGCUGUACGCCCUGCGUUGCCACGAGCAUGUGCAGAACGCUCUGAGCGCGCACCGCAGCGCGCUCGUAGGAGCGCUGCACGACGCAUUCGUGCACGUAUGUGCGUUUGUGGCCGCAUCGCGUCCGACGCCUCACGACGCGCUCGAUGCGUGCACGGAGCGCCUCGCGCGCCUCGUCGACGCGCACGUCCCUCCUGAGCGCUUCACGGGCCCCGACGACCACGACACACUCACGCGCCUCGUGUGCACGACCACAGCGUGCCGGGCGCUCCAAGUGGCCGCGCUGAGCAUGCUGGCGAAGGCGACGCAUGCGCGCGUCCGAGAGCAGGUGGUCGAGAUGGCGGUAGGCUCGCUCUCAGACGCAGCCGUGCCGCAGCUCAGCGCGCCGCUCGUCGCCUCGCUGCGUGCGCACGCCGGCUACACGCCGGCCGUGUGGGCCGACCUCGACCGCCACGCCGUGUUCUCCUUCCUGCUCCAGUGGCUCGCGGUCUUGGACCACUUUGUCGAGGCAUCGCUGCCGCUGCGCACGGUCUUUGCGAGUGAGCUGCAGACGCUGCUGCCGACGCAGUUGCUGCCGAGCGUAUUUGUGCUGAUCAGCGGCGUGCCCCGCGACAUCCCUGCGCUCGACGGACUGCGCUACGCGCUCGACGAGGUCGACGUCGCGCAGCUCACGCCGGCCUCUGUGCCGGCGCUGCAGGGCCUCGCAGCGCACGUCUACUACCGCACGCUCGUGCAUGUGCCGACGCAGGUGCGUGACUGGUGGAUGAGUCUGCGCGACCGGCAGCUGUCGAUGCGCGUCGCGCACUUCACGUCCCGCUUCUGCACGCCCGUGCUGGCGGAGCGCGAGCUGCGGCAUCUCCGCGACCCAGCGGCCCUGUCGCGUCUGCAGGACGAGUCGAUGUCGGUCAGGAUCCUGGCGUCGAACGAGGUCGUGGCCACCUACACGGUCGACGAGCACCCGAUGGAGAUCGGCGUGCGUCUGCCGUCGGACUACCCGCUACACGGCGUCGAGAUCCGCGACUUGAAGCGCGUCGGCGUGAGCGAGGCCCAGUGGCGCGCCUGGCUGCUGGCCGUGCAGCAGCUGCUCAGCGGCCGAAACGGCCUCAUCCUCGAUGCCCUCACGCUCUUCAAGAAGAACGCCGAGGCCAAGUUCCAGGGAUACGAGGGCGCCGAGUGCGCGAUUUGCUACUCGAUUAUCAGUCCUACCGACCAGUCGCUACCGACCAAGCCCUGCCGCACGUGCAAGCACAAGUUCCACGGCAGCUGUCUCUUCAAGUGGGUGAGCACGAGCGGCGCAUCGACGUGCCCGCUAUGCCGCUCGAUUCUGUAG
This is a messenger RNA of Malassezia restricta, 4974 nucleotides long. Its product is annotated as E3 ubiquitin-protein ligase listerin. Bases 1 to 4974 code for a protein of 1657 amino acids. The transcript has a single exon. The record is from RefSeq and is a predicted model, not a curated record. Gene Ontology annotation, molecular function: ubiquitin protein ligase activity; zinc ion binding; ribosomal large subunit binding. Gene Ontology annotation, cellular component: cytosol; RQC complex. Gene Ontology annotation, biological process: ribosome-associated ubiquitin-dependent protein catabolic process; rescue of stalled cytosolic ribosome. NCBI's taxonomy places the organism in Eukaryota, Fungi, Basidiomycota, Malasseziomycetes, Malasseziales, Malasseziaceae.